Molecule: messenger RNA, 1825 nt
Organism: Prunus avium (sweet cherry)
Lineage: Eukaryota; Viridiplantae; Streptophyta; Magnoliopsida; Rosales; Rosaceae
Product: putative beta-1,3-galactosyltransferase 2
Cellular component (GO): Golgi membrane
Molecular function (GO): galactosyltransferase activity
Source: RefSeq, a predicted model, not a curated record
AUUUAAGUACAGGGCAGUUAGUGAGUCUCCUCUCACUUCUGUUCAACGUCCCUUGCCUGCGAAGAAGAGUUUCUGGAGAGAGAGAGAGAGCAAAGCAAAGCAAAAGGAUAAAGAAAGGAACAAUACAAAUGACAAGUUAAAAGAAAACACAGCACUCUGUUCUGAUUCUCGUCCCCUAUUCUACCUUAAAUCUUGCACCUAAAGCUCACUUUCAAACCUGGUUCCUCUUCCAUUUUCCAAGCACUUGGCCUUUGUCUGCUUCUGGGUUCUCUUCCAUUUUGUCAAUUAAGCCCAUAUUCUUCAUGGGUUUUUCUUCAAUAAGCUACUAGCUUUGGAAGUUGGAAGAGAAUUGGGAGCAACAUGUCUUGGAAAAGCAGAGGAGAGCCAUCUUCUAGAAGUGUUAUUUCAAAAAAAUGGACCCUUUUGCUUUGUUUAGGCUGCUUCUGUGCUGGAAUGCUCUUCACCAAUAGGAUGUGGACUGUUCCUGAAAAUAAAGGUAUCACACGGAGAACAGCUAUGGAAGAAGAACAAUUAAAAUUAGUUUCAGAGGGUUGCAACCCAAAAGCUUUGCAUCAGAAGGAAGUAAAGCGCGAAAAUAAGGACAUUUUUGGGGAGGUUUCUAAGACUCAUAAUGCUAUACAGACAUUAGAUAAGACUAUAUCAAAUUUAGAGAUGGAAUUAGCUGCGGCAAGGGCAACACAGGAGUCUAUACGUAGCGGCUCUCCUCUAUCAGGAGACUCGAAGACCACUGAUUCAUCCGGGAAGAGAAGGUAUUUAAUGGUUGUUGGAAUUAAUACUGCUUUUAGCAGCCGUAAAAGAAGAGAUUCGGUUCGUGCUACAUGGAUGCCACAAGGCGAGAAAAGAAAAAGGCUAGAGGAAGAGAAGGGUAUCAUCAUUCGUUUCGUCAUUGGUCAUAGUGCCACGUCCGGAGGUAUUCUAGACAGAGCUGUAGAAGCAGAGGACAGAAAGCAUGGAGAUCUCCUGAGGCUGGACCAUGUUGAAGGGUACCUUGAAUUGUCCGCCAAGACAAAGAUAUAUUUUGCUACUGCUGUUGCUACGUGGGAUGCAGAUUUUUAUGUCAAAGUUGAUGAUGAUGUCCACGUAAAUAUAGCGACACUAGGAGAAACUCUAGUCAGACACCGAAAGAAACAGCGCCUGUACAUUGGAUGCAUGAAAUCUGGUCCUGUUCUAGCACAGAAGGGAGUGAGAUACCAUGAACCUGAGUAUUGGAAAUUUGGUGAACCUGGAAACAAGUAUUUCCGUCAUGCUACAGGACAGCUAUAUGCCAUUUCAAAAGAUUUGGCUACGUAUAUAUCAAUAAACCAGCAUGUCCUACACAGGUACGCUAACGAGGAUGUCUCUUUGGGAGCUUGGUUUAUUGGACUUGAUGUGCAGCAUAUCGAUGAUAGGAGACUGUGUUGUGGCACCCCACCUGAUUGUGAGUGGAAGGCCCAGGCAGGCAACAUCUGUGUAGCUUCAUUUGAUUGGAGUUGCAGCGGGAUUUGUAGGUCAGCUGAGAGAAUCAAGGAAGUCCAUCGACGGUGCGGGGAAGGUGAGAACGCUUUGUGGAGUGCUUCUUUCUAAGAGGAAGAGGCAGCUUGGAGCUCUUCCAACCUCAGGAAGAUUUUUCAGCUUCAGUAUAAAGGCAGGUGUGCUAGUCUUUUUUUCUUUUUUUUUCCAGUUUCUGUACUGAGUAUAGAGAAUUACAAUAUCAAAUAGAGAGAUUAGAGAGAGAGUGUGUGAGUGUGUGAGUGAGAGAAAGAGAGAGAGAGAGAAGAGCCUUGCUAUGAUUACCAUCUUCCAUUUUAAUAGAGGAUAUUGGCCA